Molecule: messenger RNA, 4993 nt
Organism: Stegastes partitus (bicolor damselfish)
Lineage: Eukaryota; Metazoa; Chordata; Actinopteri; Pomacentridae
Gene: pigg
Product: phosphatidylinositol glycan anchor biosynthesis class G (EMM blood group)
Exons: 13
Coding region: 283-3189 (968 amino acids)
Biological process (GO): GPI anchor biosynthetic process
Cellular component (GO): endoplasmic reticulum membrane
Source: RefSeq, a predicted model, not a curated record
UCAACGCGGAAGUGGCUAUGAAUUGUUUCAGCGCAUCCUCGUAUUAGUGUUUUUAUUUUAAACUACGGCUACAAAUACACAACUUAAGGUCAGUUUAUUAAACACGGAGACUCGUAGCUUUGUGUAAUGUGUCUAGACAGUGUGUCGGGGUGACAUGGGACGCUGUGGCCGCUUCUCCUCCGUGUUACUCUGCAGGAAGCGUCAUGUCGGUUGUUUGUUAGCAAGUUACCUCACUAGCUGAACUUACUCCUUCCUUAAAGUGUCCGCCAGCCAUCCGGCACCAUGAAAGUCCGCUCGUCUGUGUUCGCCUCGUUUAUUUUGAUAUUUGAAGUGAUCGGCGUGGCCCUGUUCUUGCGGGGCUUCUUCCCGGUACCUGUCAAGUCCUCCUUCUCAUCAAAGAGCAGCCUGUCAGAUCUGCCCGCGGAGCCACUGACAGGCAGCUCUCCUAAUUCCUCUCGCCUCCCGCAGCCCCUGUUUAAGAGGGUGGUUAUAAUGCUGGUGGACGCCCUCAGAGAGGACUUCGUGUUCGGACCCAAUGGGCGCAUGUUCAUGCCCUACACCAGGCAUGUGGUGGAGAGAGGCUCCUCUCACAGCUUUGUGGCCAAGGCCAGACCUCCUACAGUCACUAUGCCCAGGAUCAAGGCUCUUACCACUGGCAGUAUCCCAGGCUUCAUUGAUGUGGUAAUGAACCUAAAUUCUCCUGCACUGUUGGAAGACAACCUCAUUUGGCAGGCCAAAACAGCAGGGAAGAGGAUAGUCUUCUAUGGAGAUGACACCUGGGUGCGCCUCUUCCCGAAACACUUCAUGGAGUACGAUGGCACGACCUCCUUUUUCGUGUCCGACUACACCGAGGUCGACAACAAUGUGACGCGUCACUUGGACAGCACUCUGAAGAGAGACGACUGGGACAUUUUGAUCCUCCACUACUUGGGCCUGGACCACAUCGGUCACAUCAGCGGACCGCACAGCUCGCUCAUCCAGCCCAAGCUGCUGGAGAUGGACGACAUCCUGAAGAAGAUCCACAGCGCUCUCAUUUCAAAGGAGGCAGAGGGAUCCUUGCCCUACCUGCUGGUGCUGUGCGGAGACCACGGCAUGUCGGAGACCGGCAGCCACGGCGGCUCCUCGGAGCCAGAAGUCAAUACGCCUCUGGUGCUCAUAAGUCCGGCCUUCAAACGAAAAGUGGGAAUGGAGCAGCCUGGAGUGGUGGAGCAGGUUGACCUGACUCCGACCCUGGCCCUGGGACUCGGCCUGCCCAUAUCUCAGAACAGCGUGGGCCGCCUCAUCCAGGGUGUCUUGGAGGAAACCUCACUCAGAGACCAGCUGCGCUUUCUGCAUCUCAAUGGCCACCAGCUCAGCUGCCUGCUCAAAGACAGCGUGCUCGAGUAUGAGAAAGACCCAGGUUUUGAGCAAUUUCGAGUGGCAGAAAAGGCUCAUGGGAACUGGAUGAAGCUCUACCUGGAAGGGAACACCUCUGAGGUGCUGACCAACAUGGGCAAAAAGGUCCUGAAGCAGUACCUGGAGGCCUUAGCUGCCAUGAGCUCUGCUCUCAGCAAGCAGCUGGGCAAAUACGACAUGUACUCGAUGAUCGCGGGCAUGGUGUUCGUGUUUCAGCUCCUGUUGGUCUUACUGCUGGCGAUGCCUGAAGCCCUCAGCGGCGGAGCAGCGGUGGACCUCCCAGUCCUCUCGGCCCUGCUCUCCCUGCCUUUCUACCUCUUGUGCCUGCUUCUUGCCUCAGUGCACGUCUUGGUGUGCACAUCUGCUGAGAGCUCCUGUUACUUCUGUAGUCUCUCCUGGGGUCUGGUGUUUGCUGCUGUUGCCUUCUCCUCGGCAAUGUUCUGUAUUCUGGUCUCUAUAGCAACACGGAGACUCCCCCUGGGACCAAAGAUUCACGGGAAGUCUCCACUGAGGAGCAGCGGCGGCGAGUGGUCGCUGUCGGAGCUGGAUGUUUUGCUGCUCGCCGGCACCGUCGGCCACACGCUCAGCUUGGCGGCCAGCAGCUUCGUAGAGGAGGAGCACCAAACCUGGUACUUCCUGCUCAACACGCUCUGCCUCGCCGUCUUCCAGGACGUCUGCCGCAAGUACUUCAGAGAGAAGAGAGGCUCUGGAGAAGAAGAGGAGCACCUUCUCCCUUCCAAAGACAGUCACGCCUCUGAUCACCCCAAAGCUGAGAUGUACUCAGAGAAGUGGCUGGCGUUGGCCACGCCACCCUUCACUCUGGUCUGCUGCAGGCUGCUGCGAUCCCUCAACCAGACAGGGGUGCAGUGGGCUCAUCUUCCUGACGUCGGACACUGGCUGAACAGCUCCGAACACAGGAUGGUCCUCUCCCUGCUGUCAGCAUUCUGUUUGGUUCUUAUCUACCUUCUGGUUCAAAGACGUUGCUCGUGGGUCUCCAAGGUUGCCCUCGCCCUCGGACUUCUGGGUGUCUACAGCUACCGGGCAGCUGUCGGCAAUGUCUUGUUUCCCUGGCAACACGCUGGCCGAACUACGUCCAAGGGAACAGUGGAGGCACGCUUUGUUUACGUCUUUGUCUUGGGCAUCCUCUUCACGGGCACCAAGGACCUGUUGCGAUCCCAGAUCAUCACAGCAGAUGCCAAACUGAAGAGCAGGGGAUUAUGGGAGAUUUACAGCGGCUUGGUUUUGUUGGUUUCGCUGCUGUUUCGUGCUCACAACCUGCCAGUGCUCUGCUGCUGCCUGUUGAUCCAGACACUCAUGGCUCAGUUCAUCUGGAAGAAACUCCACUACGAUGCAGCCCAGACCACCAUCAUGCACUACUGGUUCGGUCAGGCCUUCUUUUACUUCCAGGGCAAUUCCAACAACAUAGCCACCGUCGACAUUUCUGUUGGCUUCGUCGGGCUGGAGAGCUACGUGGAAGCACCUGCCAUCUUCCUGACGGCCCUCAGCACCUACGCAGGACCGCUGCUGUGGGCGUGUCACCUGGUCUGCUACCUCAGCUCAGAGAGAGACAGGAGCCCCGUUGCGGUCGGACACGGUUGCUACUGUCUGGCCCUGCUGAGGUCGGUUCCCGCCGCUGCCUACAUCGUGCUGGUUACCGUCCUGCGUUAUCAUCUCUUCAUAUGGAGCGUCUUCUCGCCCAAACUGCUGUACGAGUCCAUGCACCUCCUGCUGACGGCGGGAGUCUGUCUGGUCUUCAACACCAUGGAGCAAAGCCACAGCUCAAGUAAGUCUUAGGGAGGCAAAGACUGAAAAUCUCCCCUUAAGGGCCAAACUGUGCAGAAGACUGUAACGCACUACAGUAAACCUUCACCCUCAUCCACCUCCGUCUGUUCACAGUGUGUGAGUAGAUGCUGCAGAAACAAGAGUCCAUCUGAACUUUAGGAAUGCACUUGUACUGUAUUUGUUUUUUGAGCAGUUUAUUUAAAUAUUUCAUUCUUUCCCGGAGGAGAGACGUUUGAGGAUGAAUAAAAGUGAGCUGUUGUAAAGAUUUGUGAAGAAGAAGAACUUUUUUUUGUUUGUUUUUGUUUUUUUUAAACUGUAAAUUACCUCAGGGACGAGCGUACGGUGAGCGACUCUGUGUAGGAGGACGGCGACGCUCCCAGCGCUUGUUUUCGCUGCACAGUUGCUUUCGCUUACUUCCGACUGAACUUUACUAGAUUGAAGCUGGGUCGAGCGAUGCCUGGAAACUAUGCGAGGUCAACGGAUUGUAAAGGCUUUCUGUCACGGCGGGAGGAGCACAGGUGUAGAGAUAAUAAAAGCAAUUACGACUGGAUUCCAUUUAGCUGCUUCAGUUUCAGGGUCCCGGUUUUGUCCCUUUUGUUGCGCCGACACUUGAAUAGAACGGAGCCGUUGUUAAUUUUAUUAUGUGCUUUUUUUUUCCCCCAUCGUGACACGUCUAAAGGUCUGCGGCGAGAAAAAGGUGGACUAAUUACAAGUUUGUGUUGUCUUGACCUAUAAGGGACGACAACAGGAGACGUCAGACAGGUAGAGAGGAGUUUAACCAGGCAGCAGGAGGAAACGCUGCAGCCAUUUCUCUUAACAACAUCCUCAAAUAUUGGGUUAGUUUGGUUGUUUUUAUUCUGAUCUCCUGUUGCUUGUGACGUUUUGGAAACGGCGACACAAAGCUGCACCAGAUGAACUCCUGUUGGUGUGAAACUUCCCCAAAGUGAGCUGGUUCAUAGAUUUUCUGCUUCUUGAAAGUGAGAUCAGCAGUUACAGUUAUUUCUGUUUGCUGCGUUUAUGCGAGACAAUAAAGUAAUUUUACGAAAUUAACUGCAAAGACCUUCCUCUCAGAUGGAUGUCUGGAGAAAACUGUGGACGAUCUGAGUGUUUAUUUAACCGAAAAUUGGGUUAAUAAUACAUUUGUGCCCUAAGAGGUUAAUAAUAAGACAUUUUCAUAGCAGCCAGUUUGACAUGAAACAGAAGGUAAACACAGGUGUUGGUCCUAAAUCCAAUAGAACCUUCAUUAAAGUGAAAAAAAAGAGUCGUUUCUUGCUUUAACUUGUCAUUAUGAAGUGCUGUAAAUGUUGAUUACACAAUGUAAUGGCUAUAGAAUAAUGACACCAUCAGUGUUUGGACCGGUUCCCAACUCUGUCUGCCGCCGCCGGGACGGAAAACUCCCCAGAAAGCCAGAGCAUGAUUUAUGGUCACAGGAACAACCGGAGCAUCUGUGGAAAGUGAACCUGAAAGAAAAAAGAGCCUCUCUGUCAGAGGAGGCAAAGGAGAGGGUGAUAGAAACUGAGGUAGAACUUCAGGCGGUCGCUCAAUUAGCCGACCUCCGGGACCGACAGCGUUUCUGCCGGGUCAGUGAUCGGGCUGAGCGAUGGAUCAAUUUCAAACUGAAGUCUCGAUUAGAAACGACGCAGUUAGCAGAUCCAGAGGCUGCAGAUUAGGAUGUGUACGUUAAGCAGCAUGUCGGCUUUAUUUAUUAAUAUGAAUACUUUAUUUAACCUGGUGGCAGAAUGUAUGAGAAUCCUGUUUUAAUGUCAGAGGUUGUUGACAGAAAAGUUCCAUUAUUAUUAUAAUUAUGGGAUUUUUU